This is a messenger RNA of Trichoplusia ni (cabbage looper), 1125 nucleotides long. RefSeq names its product X-ray repair cross-complementing protein 5-like. The transcript has 3 exons. Gene Ontology annotation, biological process: double-strand break repair via nonhomologous end joining; cellular response to gamma radiation; telomere maintenance. Gene Ontology annotation, cellular component: Ku70:Ku80 complex. The annotation marks the transcript as partial. Lineage: Eukaryota; Metazoa; Arthropoda; Insecta; Lepidoptera; Noctuidae. The record is from RefSeq and is a predicted model, not a curated record. Gene Ontology annotation, molecular function: telomeric repeat DNA binding; double-stranded DNA binding.
UGUACUUCUGGCUUCUGAAUUCAGAGGCUACGGCAGAUGUGUGAAAAAGCCAGUAUCUAGCUCAUAUAUUUGUUAUAAAUGACAUCACCAGUGUCAAAACUGUCAAACUUGUCGUUACUUGUUUUGAUUUUAUAGUAGUAAAAUUUUACAUACUUGCCGGGAAAACAAAAAUAAGAAAAAGUAAAUUAAAUCUGCUAAUAGUAUUUAUAAGCAGGUGACAAAAUGGCACGCAGUUUAUCUCAAGGUACAAUGAUCGUACUGGACGUAGGAAGAAAUGUAAACACUAAAGAAGAAAAUGAAAAAAGUUUCUUUGAAAGAGCAAAAGGAUGCACAGGUCGUAUUAUAGAACGCAAAAUAUUAAGCGAUGGUAAAGACUUAGUCGGUGUCAUUCUAUUAGGUUCUAAAACAACCAACAAUAAUAUGGCAAAACAAUAUGAUGGUGCUUUUAAACACAUUGAAGUUUUAUCUGAAAUGCAGACACCUACUUGGAAAAUGAUAAGGAAUUUACCGGACAAGCCGUCAGAAACCAGAGGUGAUUGGUUUGAUUCAUUAAUAGUAGCAGCUGAUUAUUAUAAGAAUAUAAUCAGUGGUGUGAAGUUUGCAAGUAAGAAAAUAAUAUUGAUGACUAAUUUUAAAAGGAAGACCUCAUUUGAUCCUGAUAAUCUUGAAGAGGUCUUGAAUGGUUUCAAAGAAGAGGGCUAUGAAGUUUUUGUAGUUGGUCCAGACAUAUACUCCAAGGAGAAUGACAGUGAAGAUACUGCUCUAGCCAGACAGUUUGUGGAGGCUACAGAUGGUGCAACAUCAACACUAGACAGCAUCAUGAAGCAUGAACUACUCUUCCACAGAAAGAAAAUUGUCAAUGCCUCACCUUGGAAUGUAGACCUAAGUAUUGGCCCAAACAUAAAAAUCCCUGUAUCUACAUUCAUCAAACUCAGAGAUGAACCGGUUGUCAAAACUUGGAAAAAAGCUGUCAAAGAUCCCGUUACAUCUACAGCCAGCACAUUUGAAGCAGUGGAAAAAAGAAAAGAAUACAUUAAUCCAGAAAACCAAAGUACUGUUAAGAUUCAGGAUAAAAUCCAAGGCUAUCACUAUGGCCAAACCAUCAUACCUUUUACUGACUUGGAU